UACACUAUCUAUUGUUCAAUUGUUGUUAUCGGAAGUCAAAGCAUACGUACCGUAUCGAAUCUGUGCAUCCCCAUCCUCAUGGCUUCAACCAACGGUGCUGUUAUCGUGAUCAUGGGUGUCAGUGGCGCCGGAAAAACCACAAUUGGUCGGAGGCUGGAAAAACAAAUUAGAUAUAAGUAUCUUGAUGCUGAUGAUUUUCAUUCUCAAUUCAACAAAGACAAGAUGAGCGCGGGAAUCCCACUUACAGAUGAAGACAGGAUGCCAUGGCUUGAAUCACUGAGAGAUGCCAUAAAAGAAUCCUUAAUUAACAAAAAGGGUUUGAUUCUUGGCUGCUCUGCUUUGAAGAAGCAAUACAGAGAAAUACUUAGAUCAGGUGACCCUGAUUAUAAAUUGGAGAGUUAUGCAAGUGCUGUUAAAUUCAUUCUAUUGGAUGUUCCUGCUGAAGUGCUAAUUGCUCGAUUAAAUAAGAGAGCUGCAAAAGGAGAACAUUAUAUGCCUGCAUCUCUUCUGCAAUCUCAGUUAGAUUUGCUUAACAUUGAUGAAUCUGAGGGAAUACUUAAAGUUGAUGCUACUUUAAGGCCUGAAUCCAUUGUUAAUAGCAUUAAAGAAAUGCACCCUUUUCAGGGUUAUUUUCAAUCAUGAUGAUUAUGUUGAACCUCAGUACUAAUGAUAUGAAACUUCUUGUA
Molecule: messenger RNA, 686 nt
Organism: Trifolium pratense (red clover)
Lineage: Eukaryota; Viridiplantae; Streptophyta; Magnoliopsida; Fabales; Fabaceae
Product: gluconokinase-like
Exons: 4
Coding region: 79-642 (187 amino acids)
Cellular component (GO): cytoplasm
Molecular function (GO): gluconokinase activity
Source: RefSeq, a predicted model, not a curated record